Myotis lucifugus (little brown bat) is the source of this 2847-nucleotide messenger RNA. RefSeq names its product histone H3.3. Lineage: Eukaryota; Metazoa; Chordata; Mammalia; Chiroptera; Vespertilionidae. The coding region runs from base 168 to 578 and encodes 136 amino acids. The transcript is spliced from 4 exons. Gene Ontology annotation, cellular component: nucleosome. Gene Ontology annotation, molecular function: protein heterodimerization activity; DNA binding; structural constituent of chromatin. The record is from RefSeq and is a predicted model, not a curated record.
UCGGGGGGGUUUGGAGCAAAGCGGUUUGGUUAUUCGUUGGGUUGGUCCGUGCACUUAGCUCCUGGGCUGCGGCUCUUCCUUGGGCGGCGGGAGCGGCGUCACGGACUGAGAAGCGGCCUAAGACUUCGGCGUUGAGUGAGUGUCCGUGGGUUUGCCGGUGAAAGAAAAUGGCCCGAACCAAGCAGACUGCUCGCAAAUCCACGGGUGGGAAAGCGCCCCGCAAACAGCUGGCCACUAAAGCUGCCAGGAAAAGCGCCCCCUCUACCGGCGGGGUGAAGAAGCCCCAUCGCUACAGGCCCGGGACCGUCGCGCUUCGAGAAAUCCGUCGUUACCAGAAAUCGACCGAGCUUCUGAUCCGGAAGCUGCCUUUCCAGAGGUUGGUGAGGGAGAUCGCCCAGGAUUUCAAAACCGACCUGAGGUUUCAGAGUGCAGCCAUCGGUGCGCUGCAGGAGGCUAGCGAGGCGUACCUGGUGGGUUUGUUUGAAGAUACUAACCUGUGUGCCAUCCACGCCAAGAGAGUCACCAUCAUGCCCAAAGACAUCCAGUUGGCUCGCCGGAUACGGGGAGAGAGAGCUUAAGGGAAGGCAGUUUUUACGGUGUUUUGUAGUAAAUUCUGUAAAAUACUUUGGUUUAAUUUGUGACUUUUUUUGUAAGAAAUUGUUUAUAAUAUGUUGCAUUUGUACUUAAGUCAUUCCAUCUUUCACUCAGGAUGAAUGCGAAAAGUGACUGUUCACAGACCUCAGUGAUGUGAGCACUGUUGCUCAGGAGUGACAAGUUGCUAAUAUGCAGAAGGGAUGGGUGAUAUUUCUUGCUUCUCAUGAUGCAUGUUUUCUGUAUGUUAAUGACUUGUUGGGUAGUUAUUAAGGUACUAGAAUGAUAAAUGUGUACAGGGUCCUUUUGCAAUAAAACUGGUUAUGACUUGAUCCAAGUGUUUAACAAUUGGGGCUGUUAAGUCUGACCAUGCAUCACUGUGAUAGAAUGUGGGCUUUUUCAAGGGUGAAGAUACAAGUCUUAACCACAGUGUAAUAACUUACAGUUUCCUAAAAAGAAAAAAAAAGUAAACCUGGCAGCUAUAGAAUACACUAUGUGCAUUUAUAAUAGCUAUUUUAUAUAUUGUAGUGUCAACAUUUUUAAAUUAAAUGUUUUACAUUCACAUGUGGGGAGUCUUGUCAUUAAGGUGUGUGUAAUUUAGGGUCCAGUUGGUGUUCUAACUAGACUGCACUUGUUUUCAUAGUAGUAAAAUGCUUUGCAAAUAACACCUUGCAUAAGUCCUCAUUCUACCACAUGUGAACUAACCCUCUAGCUGAUAAUGCAAACACUAUCGGGGGAUUUUAUUUAUAAGGGCUCUAGAAUACAAGUUAUCACACCAGCAUCAUCUGUUACUAAUAUUCUGACUAGUUAUGGUUAGUGCAGCUUUUCUUUGUGUUGUGGUUGGUUUCAUAACUAGGUUGAGUUCCUCUACCAAGAGGAGACAAGACCCGAGUUCUUUUCCUUGUGGAGUUUGUAUUAUAACCCUUAGCGUAACCUUGCUGUGGGGUGGGAGGGGCUCUUAGCUCCAGCUUGUUGCAUCGCGGCCAGUUAAGAUGGCGGCCAGUUAGCUUACAUCUGGUAUAUGGUCCUGGGGAAAUCACUUUAUAGAGCUGGUCUUCCAAGUGGUUUUUAAAAUUUAUCCUUCUAUUGAAGUUUUUAGGUCAAUUAUGUAUGUUGACUAAAUUUACAAAUAAACUUGUUUAUCCAACUAAGUGUCAAAAACCUAAAUUGAAUGUACAAAAAACAUCCAUUAUCUAGGUUCUUUGUAUCCUAAAGUUUGAGCUUAGCUUACUUGGAUUUUGCUUAGACAAAGGAACCUUUUAGUUACAGAAAUAACUCCAGAAACAUGUAAAGACCCUCUGCUCUAACAAUGCCAGGAUUGCAAUAUUUACAGUGUCACUGCUUCCCUCCAUAUUGUCAAGGAAUUAAAAGCACAUUCACUGCCCGUGCGAGGUAGGCCAAGGGAAGUAAAUUUCUUUAAAAUGCUAGGGCUCAAAUUUGGGAUCUGUUCCAUGAACCUCUGGGUGGACUGUUCAUCUCUAUUCGUUAUUAACAAUUCCAGAGGUACAAAGCUUACUAGUCCAAGACAUCUUUUCCAUAUGAAAGAUCUUUGACAUUGAAGGCCAGCAAUAAAGCAUAGCCUAUCAAUGUUGGCAAGACAGCGCAAGUGCCACCAGAAGCUGUAGCAAGACAUUUAUGCCCUAAUGGCCAUUUUUAGUAAGAAUUAGUUUCAAAUUUAAGGGGUUUGUCGGGAGAGAGAAACCAGAAUAGGCUUGGAGGUCUAGUUAAUGAGCCUUACAUGUUGUCAAAGGUGGAGUUCACUGUAGCAAACGGGUUUUCUAAAGGUUUGUAACCAGCUCUGGAACAACUACCAAUAUAAUCCCCUCACGUUGUGCAUCUGAAAGAUGUCCAAGCCCCAGCCGCUGGCAUGUGCUGUGCUCUGGCGUGGAGCAGUGUCCAACAAGUAGAAACAGCUGUGGUGGUGAUCAGCUUGCGUUACCUGCGGUGACCCCAGUGGAUGACAGUUGAACCUUCACACACACGCCCACCCCCCACCCCCGUCUGCAUCAUGAUGCAGGAGGCUCCUGGGUUUUAUUGCGUGGCGUGGAGUCUGCUUAAACUGCCACUGGCACGCCAUACUUUAUUUGAGCACCUUAACCAGAAGGCAAAACUAUUUUUUGGUUCUAGGAAGCUGGUCCCAUAGGUACCCUGGGUAUAGCGAUGGAACAGUCUAUAAGGAGAAAAGCAAAAGUUGGAACUGAUGAAGGUAUCCUGUGCCCUUGAUGAACAGACAAAAAUAAAAGUUUUUGAAGUUGA